GCGCUUGUGAAACCACGAAGCUUUCCCCACGCCGUAGCCCUAGCCUCCCACACAAGGGUGACCCACACAGCAACGCAACAGACACGGAGCCAGGGGAUUACGCCAUGGAGAUCGAUCAGUUACGUGGGACAGUUUUGUUCCCAAGUAUCUCCGAGUUAUGCACAUUUGUGUCCAGAAGUCCAUUUCAGAAAGCACGGGGAGGGGGGAUCUGUCACAGGACACAUCUUCCUGGCUAGCAGGGAGCACCGACGGCUCCCUCCUUCAUGAACGGGCCGGCCCCGGGCCGAGAAAUUCCCCGGAUGGUCCUGCCAAGCACAUACGCUGUAGAUCAGGCUAGAGACGUUCUCCCUGAACCAGCCCCUGCACUCACGUCUCACAGGGAGCACACGGCUUGAGGAGCUGCCAACUUUCAGUAGACCCCUGUCCCCACACCUGGCAGGGCUGAAUCCCAGGGCAGAGGGGCCUUGGGUGCAGUGAGUUUGUCGGGGCUCAGACCGGAGGGGCUCGGGAAGUAUCUCACUGGUUGGCACAAACUGUCUCCAGCCCUGGGAGGGCUGUGGUGCGGGGGCUCUCCCUAACAGCCAUGUGUUGUCUGCAAGCCAGGACGCUCAGUCUCUCUCCCCAGCUCUGGGAAGGGAGUGUGGUCUAGUGGUGAGAGCGGAGGCAUGGCGAAAUGGAGGGGAUCGCCAAGCUGGGUCUGCCACACAUCUCCAUCCAGUGGUGCAUCGUCUGGCCGGCUGUGCAGGGACCCAGCUACUGGACUGACUCAUGUUCUAUCCUUCCCCCCAGCCCAUGUGGUUGGCUGUGGUUGGAAACAGACACCUGAGCCCUGCAGUUAGAUGAGCGUGUGGGUGACUUUGCAGUUUCCUGCCCCCUUGAAUUCCCCACUGGCGGAGUCUAUAAAAGCCCUGCAGGUCUGCAGCAGAGGCACUGCCCAGCACUGACUGCAAACAUGCAAGUUCCCAUCUUGUUUCUGCUCCCCAUGGCCUUUCUGCUGCUGCCUGGGACUUCGGCUGGUGAGAUCAUCGGGGGGCAUGAAGCCGAGCCGCACUCCAGGCCCUACAUGGCCUUUCUGGAAAUACACCGGGGAGAGAAGAGUUUUCGCUGCGGUGGGUUCCUGGUGGCGGAGGACUUUGUGCUGACGGCCGCUCACUGCUGGGGAGAAGAGAUCACCGUCCUCCUGGGAGCCCACGACGUCAGUGAGGAAGAAGACAGCCAGCAAGUGAUCCCCGUGCGCCGGCAGAUCCCCCACCCAGAGUUCAACCAGAAGACCUUAAAAAAUGACAUCAUGCUGCUGCAGCUCACCAGGAGGGUGAAGCUGACCCAGGCGGUCGGUCUCCUCCAGCUGACGUCUGCUCGUCGCCGAAGGAGGCCGUAUCCCACCUGCAGCGUGGCUGGCUGGGGCCAGACUGGCUUGAACGUGAGAACCGACGUCCUUCAGGAGGCGGAUCUGGUGGUGGUCAAUGAUGCGUUCUGCCAGCACCGAUACCUUUACUACUUCCCCUCCAGCAUGCUGUGCGUCGGGGACCCUGAGCACGAUCAAUCCAUUUUUGUGGGCGAUUCCGGGGGCCCCCUCGUGUGUGGUGGCGUGGCCGAGGGCAUCGUCUCCAAGUGCAUCGGAAGCAAAAUCAGCCCCCCGACUGUGUUCACUCGGAUUUCCCACUUCCUGCCCUGGAUCAAAGCCAACCUGCCGGAGCAAUACAGAGUCGAUGGUCGGCCACCGGCUUCUGCAACGCCACCUGCUCCUGGAAACGCGGGGUCAGGCCUCCCUCUGCAUCUGGGCCCUCGACCCAUCAUCGGUUUGUGAUUGACAUGGUCCUCGUGGCCAGUGUGUUGAGGGCGCCCCCUGCUGGGGAAAGGCCCAUGGCACAGCACCAUCUCCCUGCGACAGCUCCCCCUGGAAUGAAUUGGAACUACUGCCCCCUGGAGGUCCCUCUAAGCCAGCCACUCCAUGGCGGAUGGGAACUGGCGCCCCCUAGCGCAGAUAGAGAAUGUACCAUGUUCCUUCCUGCUUGAUCCUGAAGAGUCUCUGUAACAUAGGGUCUGUCUACACUACAAAGUUAAUUCGAACUAACGGACGUUAGUUCGAAUUAACUUUGAU
This is a messenger RNA of Pelodiscus sinensis (Chinese soft-shelled turtle), 2101 nucleotides long. The record is from RefSeq and is a predicted model, not a curated record. NCBI's taxonomy places the organism in Eukaryota, Metazoa, Chordata, Testudines, Trionychidae.